UAUUUUUUGUCAUUGGCUGUAAUGAAUCAAAAUAAAGGUAACAGCAACAACUAACCUGUUAUUUAUAUUUUUAGGCAUGGGAAGACAAACUGGAAAAAUACAUGCUUGCUAAUGGAGUCCAAGAACGUGAAAUCGCUCUAAAGAAGGGCAACAUAGAUGAAGAUGGAAUCCCUUACAUUACAGUCUAUCAAGAUGGCGGUUGGUGUACAAGAUCAUACGGCCAUGGUUUUACUGCAAAAUCAGGAGUUGCUUGCAUAAUUGGAGCCGAAACUAAUGGUUUGCUGUACGUUGGAAUACGCAACAAGUAUUGUUAUAUAUGUAACAACCAAGAAAAACCAGGCAGCAAAUCCAGGCCACAUAAAUGCUACAAAAAUUAUAAAGGAACUUCAACAGGAAUGGAACAAGAAAUUAUUGUACAAGGUUUUAAAGAAAGCGAAUCGAUGCAUGGGGUACGUUAUUUGUACAUUAUCAGUGACGGUGAUUCAAGUUCGUAUCUGAAGAUUCAGCGAGGUGUUUCAUAUGGUAGACAUGUAGUGAAAUUGGAAUGUGCCAACCAUAUGAUAAGAAACUACACUAGCAAACUACAUGCCAUUACCAAGGAUACCACUCACGUCAUCACUGCAAGGCGUCAAUUGUCCCAGUUAAUUCCUCGAUUGACGAGAGGGGCACGAGCAGCUAUUGCUUCUGCAAAUAAAGAGUGCAAUAGUACUAUGCUGCAAAAAGAUUUGAAGAAUGGUCCUUACCACGUAUUUGGCGAUCACGAGAAUUGCCGAGACACAUUUUGUGUCAGGAAAGGUACGGGCGAGCUAAACAAUGUUCCAAUUAUGUCUGCAACAACUAUAUGGCCAGCUAUAAUGAAAGCACUAGACCCACUCAUUACCAAGGCUGACAAGUUGUUAGGUAAUAAAACAACUAACCAAGCAGAACGCUUCAUGAGUUUGAUUUCAAAAUUUUCCGGUGGCAAACGGACAGAUGUCUCAAAAAGUGGUCGGUACAAAAGGUGCUGCUUGGGUGCUAGUCUGUCACACAUCAAAGGUCCGAACGGCACCUUUCACCAGUAA
Messenger RNA from Bacillus rossius redtenbacheri, 1061 nucleotides. RefSeq lists its product as uncharacterized. The record is from RefSeq and is a predicted model, not a curated record. The transcript is spliced from 2 exons. Bases 102 to 1061 code for a protein of 319 amino acids. NCBI's taxonomy places the organism in Eukaryota, Metazoa, Arthropoda, Insecta, Phasmatodea, Bacillidae.